This is a messenger RNA of Hypoxylon trugodes, 1345 nucleotides long. RefSeq lists its product as uncharacterized. Lineage: Eukaryota; Fungi; Ascomycota; Sordariomycetes; Xylariales; Hypoxylaceae. The transcript has 2 exons. Bases 371 to 1345 code for a protein of 324 amino acids. The record is from RefSeq and is a predicted model, not a curated record.
ACCGAUGAACAAUAAUAUUAUUUACCGAAUACUAUAAGAUAGGUAAAAUCACAGUCUGAACUCAUAAAAUCCAAGGUAGUUUGUAUCGUUGAAUGGUUGUUCUUUCCUCUCGUGGCAGCUAAAACAGAGCAAGAAACGGAAAGAGUGUAUACCUCUACCGAGUACUCUAUCGACAUGUAAAAGCAAAACCACUCCAACCAGAUACUUUACCUUUUUAGAUUUCUUCAAUUUUCACCAUCUUUAUACCAUGCAUUCUUUCAAGGCGCAGCGAAUGUCUAGUUCUUUGAGCAUAUACAGGUCCAACUCUCGCUUAUAAUCUAACAUUCAUUAAUAUCUUACCUUUACUACGAAUAGAUCACUUACUUUCACAAUGGUCAAAAUACAAAUCGUAUCCGACCUUCACCUAGAAAUGGACUGGGGCUACGACACCUACAGCAUUCCCCCACAAGCACCAAUCCUCGCUCUCCUCGGCGACAUCGGCAGCCUAAUCCCUCCUCACAGGCAGAAAUACAUCAACUUCAUCGAGCGCCACCUCGCAAAAUUCCAAAUCGCCGACGUCCGAACCUGUCUAUGCCAAUACGAGUACCAAACACUCAUGCGAGCCAAAGAACGAGACUCAACUCUCGGGCGCUUCAUGCUUCUCGACAGCGACCGACUCGACAUCCCCGGUGAAAACGUGACACUCCUAGGUACUACGCUCUUCACCACCGCGCCUCCGGACCAUCGAUUUGAUAUUUUCGACUACUACUACGACACCAUCGUCGACAUCGAGAAUUGGGACGGACACCAGCACAUCGCAGCCCACCACGACGCGGUAAAAUGGCUCUCGGACACCGUCGCAGAGAUCCGAGUCGAGGACCCGGAGCGCGUGGUUGCGAUUCUAACGCACCAUUCCCCCUCGCAGCGAUUUCGUGCUUUGGGGUACCUCGCAGGCGAGGAUCAGGAUGGGAUUACGCUACGGUGGAGCAGCGAUAUGUCGGUACAUCCCGUGUGGUAUAUGGACAAUAUCAAGCUCUGGGCUUUCGGGUGCACGGGGUAUAAUUGUGAUUACGUAGAUGAAGCGACGAAGACGCGUAUAUAUUCCAACCAGCGGGGACGCUUCCGCGAAUGUAGCGAUUUUGGGUUGUGGAAGGUUGUUGAUGUUGCUCCGAUGAAUCCUAGGCCCCCACUCGAGGAGUUGAAAAGGACGAUUGAGAGGGAUAGGGCUGAGGAUGGAGAUGAUGAGGAUUCGUCUGAUAUUGAUGAUUUGCUGGACCCUAUGGAAGAGGAUACACCGGAAGAAGAUGCGGAAGAGGAAGAGGAAGAAGAAAGAGGACGCAGCAGAACAAGACGAGGAUGGAGGUGA